AUGUCUCAUAGUUCCAAUCUCAAAUUUAACCCCUGUCCUGCUGAAGAAGAGAAGAUCUGCUGGAUGGAGAAAGUAGCUCUCGUGAAAGAGGUGGAGGAAGAGGAGGCUGUUACAAUACAAAAACAAGUAAGCGGUGAGGCUGUUACCGUGAAAGAAGAAGAGAAAGAUGUUUCAGUUAAAGAAGAGGAAGACACGUUCAGAGUGAAAGAGGAGGAAGAUGUUACAGUAAAAGAAGAGGAGACUAAGGAUGAACGGGCCCUGAUUAACACUAGAGAGAGACGUGACUAUCGUGGAUCCUCAGGGGAGCCUCAACAACCUCAUGAUGCUGAAGAGGCAGAGAAGAGUCUCUCCACAUCAAAACACCUCAAGAAACACCUGCAGAGAUCCACAGGGAAGAAAUCUCACUUCUGCUCUGACUGUGGGAAAGGUUGCACAUCUUCAUCAGAACUUAAAAUACACCAGAGAAAACACACAGGAGAGAAACCUUAUAGCUGUGAUCAAUGUGGGAAGAGUUUUACUAUAUCUAGCUCUCUGACUUCACACCAGAGAACACACACAGGAGAGAAGCCUUAUAGCUGUGAUCAAUGUGGGAAGAGUUUUGUUACAUCUAGCGCUCUGACUAUACACCAGAGAACACACACAGGAGAGAAACCUUAUAGCUGUGAUCAAUGUGGGAUGAGUUUUACUACAUCAAGCUCUCUGACUAUACACCAGAGAACACACACAGGAGAGAAACCUUAUAGCUGUGAUCAAUGUGGGAUGAGUUUUACUACAUCAAGCCAUCUUAUUCGACACCAGAGAACACACACAGGAGAGAAACCUCAUAGCUGUAAUCAAUGUGACAAGAGAUACUCUAGUAAAAGAUCUCUGAUCAAACAUCAGAAAAUACAUGGAGUUGUUUCAUGAAAUCAGUGAAAUGUCACAAUGUAGAAUGUUUUAACAUUGUAGUAGGAGUGUUUUAAUGAUGUCACAAUGUAGAAUGUUUUAACAUUGUAGUAGGAGUAUUUUAAUGAUGUUCUACCUUAUCGUUUGCCCUGUUCAAUUGAUUGCAGCAUGAUAUGGAUAUUAGCCUCAGGGGAAAAUCCUGGCUCUGAAUUGAAAGAGUAUUAUUUAACAGAAAGUGACUAACAAAAAAAGAGCUGUGUUACACUUACUGGGUUGGUGACCCACUUUAAUCAAAAUGCAACACUUCAAAAUGUAGCUAGCUGUUUUCUACAAGUUGAAAAAGCUGCUUGUUUAAAAAAAUACAUGUAAUAUGAUAAUUGUUGCAGGUGUUUGUGUAUAUACACACAUGAAAGCAGUAUAAUAAAUUGGUCUAUAAUCAAUUGUUAUUAACAAUCUGACGUCACUCCAGUAUUUCUUGACAACA
Molecule: messenger RNA, 1369 nt
Organism: Salvelinus fontinalis (brook trout)
Lineage: Eukaryota; Metazoa; Chordata; Actinopteri; Salmoniformes; Salmonidae
Product: gastrula zinc finger protein XlCGF17.1-like
Exons: 2
Coding region: 1-906 (301 amino acids)
Biological process (GO): regulation of transcription by RNA polymerase II
Molecular function (GO): RNA polymerase II cis-regulatory region sequence-specific DNA binding; DNA-binding transcription factor activity
Source: RefSeq, a predicted model, not a curated record